Chara braunii is the source of this 3633-nucleotide messenger RNA. The record is from the annotation of a GenBank genome assembly. NCBI's taxonomy places the organism in Eukaryota, Viridiplantae, Streptophyta, Charophyceae, Charales, Characeae.
GCGCCUAAACUGCUCCAGACCCUAAACAGGGUCUGCGCGAAACUGGGCCUAACUGGGCCUGAAUGGCGCUGGGUCCUACCCCGAACUUACGGGCCCCAGGUCGAAACGGCUAUCCCAGACUACUGAAGAAGAAGAAGAAGAAGAAGAAGAAGAAGAAGAAGAAGAAGGAAGAAGAAGAAGCAGAAGCAGCAGCAGCAGCAGCAGCAGCAGCAGCAGAAGAAGAAGAAGAAGAAGAAGAAGAAGAAGAAGAAGAAGAAGAAGAAGAAGAAGAAGAAGAAGAAGAAGAAGAAGAAGAAGAGAAGGAGAAGGAGAAGAAGAAGAAGACGAAGAAGAAAGAAGAAGAAGAAGAAGAAGAAGAAGAAGAAGAAGAAGAAGAAGAAGAAGAAGAAGAAGAAGAAGAAGAAGACAACGAUGAUGAUGAUGUGGAUGAUGACGAUGAUGAUGAUGAGGGGGAGGAGGACGAUGAUGACGAUGAUGUUGUUCAUGAAGAUGAUGAUGACGAUGAUGAUGAUGAUGAUGAUGAUGAUGAUGAUGAUGAUGAUGAUGAUGAUGAUGAUAUACCUCUGUGCCCUGGGCUGAACAGCACGCGACAUGCAAUCGAAGCGGUCUUUGGGGUCUUGAGCGAUGCAUCAGCGGUUGGUCGUGUGGUGUUGACGAGAGGCUAUACAAGUAGGGUAGUUAGGAGGGCCCUGCCAGGCGUAAUUGAGAUGCAAGAGCAUCAAACUACCAUCCUUCAGGACAUUCAACAAAGCCUAGCAGUGUUGGCAGGCCGUGCUCAGGCAACACCAUCACCAACAGGGCCUGGUGCCUGGCCCGUGCCAUAUCCUCCUCUUUCUGUUCCACCGGUGACUGGGGUAUCCCCAUAUGUAGCCCCUUCAUCGGUUGCUAUCGUUUCCCUGGGCAUGCCUCUGUCAGGAGGGGUAACAGCAGGGAGUAGUUUACAGGUUCCUGUUCAGACAGUGUUCACUCAGAGUCCGUUGCAGGUUGCGGUCACCACGCAGCCUGCUGUCUCGCAACCUGCGCAGCCGCAGGGCACAGAGCCCCAGCAGUUAGCACAACAACCUGUAUCACUAGGCCCACAGCCCGGGGUGGUGCAGGGACCGGGACAAAAUCAGUGGGUUCCAAAGACGGCCAUCGCCGCUCCCAAAUCUUUUAUAGGGGACAAGAGAGGCAAAGACCUCGACACUUGGUUGAGGGCAGUGUCGGUCUACGUCAGGUGUAAACUCACCUUGCCACACGAAGAAGUGCUUGUGGCUGCUUCCUACCUAGAGGGUAGUGCAGCAAGAUGGUUGAGUGGGUUAGUGCAACUCCAGGGGUACGAUCAUGACUUCCGCUCUUGGGCAGCCUCUCAUAAAUUGGAGGACUUCCUGAAAAUGGUGGAAGAGAGGUGGCAUGAUCCUCAGGAGGCUCAAAAGGGUAGGAUCUAUCGGAUGUCUCCAGGCGAGCUUGAUGAGCUUCGCCGCCAACUCAAGGAACUCGUAGAGAAGGGUUGGGUCCGGCCGAAUGUCUCUCCUUACGGAUCUCCAGUACUGUUCGUACCUAAGAAGAAGGAGGGCACUCUCAGGAUGUGCAUUGACUAUAGGGGCCUCAAUGCCAUCACUGUGAAGAACAGAGAGCCCCUACCGCGCAUCGAUGAUCUGUUAGAUAGAGUGCAAGGGUGUCGGUACUUCAGUAAAAUAGAUCUGAAGUCCGGGUACCAUCAGAUUGCAAUCCGGCCCAAGGAUCAACACAAAAACGUAUGUCAGACCAGGUACGGUCUGUACGAGUUUGUGGUGAUGCCUUUUGGCCUUUGCAAUGCUCCUGGCACCUUUCAGCACGCUAUGAAUCGAAUAUUCCAUGACUACUUGGAUAAGUUUGUCGUCGUGUACCUCGAUGACAUACUUAUUUUUAGUAAGACUGUCGAGGAGCACGUAGCACACUUAGACAAAGUUCUCAGUCUCCUGCGACAGCACAAGUUGAAGAUCAACGGUGAAAAGUGUGAGUUUGGCCGCACCCGUAUCUUGUACUUGGGUCAUGAGAUCUCCGCGGAAGGGUUGAAGCCCGAUGACGCAAAGGUGGCCAGCAUUCGUGAUUGGCCACGACCUCAGUCUGUGACUGAKAUGAGAUCUUUCUUAGGAAUGACAGGCUACUACCGGACUUUUGUAAAAAACUAUAGCAUUGUGGCCGCUCCUUUGACUGAUCUGACCCGCCUUGACACCCCGUGGGAGUGGACAGAUGAGUGCGAGGCUGCUUUUAGACAUCUGAAGCAUGCAUUGACGCACUAUGAAGUCUUGAAGCUACCCGAUCCUGAUAAGCCAUUUAUAGUAACCACGGAUGCUAGCCAAUAUGGCAUGGGCGCCGUGCUUGCGCAGCAGGAGGGGCCAAAGUUGAGGCCAGUUGAGUACAUGUCUAAGAAAAUGCCGUCUCAGAAGUUGGCUAAGUCCACUUAUGAGAAGGAACUCUAUGCGGUGUACAAGGCUCUCACCCAUUGGAGACACUAUCUCCUUGGGAGGUUCUUCAUCCUCAGAACUGAUCAUCAGACCCUGAAAUGGAUGAGAACCCAGCCGGUACUCUCUGACGCUCUCAAGCGUUGGAUCGAAGUCAUUGAGCAAUAUGACUUUGACCCUCAGUAUCUGAAAGGGGAGUAUAACAAGGUUGCUGACGCCCUGUCGCGCAGACCAGACUUCUCAGGUGCGCUGAUAACUGAGUUUAGUCUCACAGACAAUGUUACUCAAUCCUUGGUGGAAGCCUAUCGCGAGGACCAGUUUAUAUCUGAGAUCAUACGCAGACUUGAGGCGAAGGACAAGAAGACGUCCGCCGAGUUUGAGUUGGUUAAUGGCUUGUUGUUCCUUGAGAAGGCAGGGAAUAAACGAUUGUGUGUUCCCAAUAGUGAGUCUUUGCGUAGUUUGUUUCUAGGUGAGUGUCAUGAUGCCAUCGGUCAUUUCGGGUACAAGAAGACUGCAGCCAACUUGCUGCAGCGAUUCUGGUGGCCCACGAUGAUGCAAGAUGCACAGCUGUAUGUGGAGACUUGUCAAGUUUGUCAACGAGACAAGCCCCGUACUCAGGCUCCUCUUGGGCUGCUCAAGCCCCUUCCGAUUCUGGAAAGGCCGGGUGAAAGCUUGUCCAUGGACUUCAUGGAUACGCUGGUCACCAGCAAGAGUGGGAUGAGGCAGAUCUUCGUCAUCGUGGAUAGGUUUAGCAAGUAUGCUAGGUUAAUAGCCAUGCUGGAAACAGCGAAGACCGAGUAUGUAAUCAGGCUGUUCAAAGAGAACUGGGUGAGGGAUUUUGGAUUGCCUAAGUCUAUUGUAAGUGACAGGGAUGUCAGAUUUACAAGUGAAUUAUGGAAGGCCGCUGCAGCUGAACAAGGAACUCAACUGCAAAUGACUUCUGGAAACCAUCUAGAAGCAAACGGCCAGGCUGAACAGAUGAACCGCGCUGUCCAACACCUGUUGAGGCAUUACAUUAAGCCCAACCAGGUGGACUGGGACGAGAAGCUUGCUCUUGUCGCCAGUCUGUACAAUAACGCUGUACACAGCGCUACCGGGGAAGGGGACCACCAGGACGAAGUCUUCUCCUUACGAGUUGGAUCACUGAAAAGAAUGUGACGAGGACUGCAGGGAGCAUUGUGCAUCGUGAUAAAGAUUAUCUCCACUA